AUGUGCACCAGCGCCACCCCCCACGUGCGUGUCCCCGCACAAUCUCUGGUCCACGCCGAACAGGGGGAGAAGGCUCCUCCUUCCCCUUCCCCUCUCCCUCCUCGCGCGGCAAGCCCUCCGCCGUGCCGUCCCACCGCCCAUCCCCCGCUGCCGCUUCCUCGGCUCCUCCUCCCCGCCCGCGGCACCGGCCUCCCCCUUCCCCUCCCCGCCCGCACCCGGCCCCGCUCCCCGCCCGGCUCGCUCCUGCCGACGAGCGCCGCGGCCGUCGUGCCGGCCGCGCGCGGCGCUGGGUCCCCCGGCCUCGAGAUCUCCGCUCCGCAGCGAGGCCGGACCACCUCGGGCUGGCCCCUUCCGUCGUCGGCAUUGCUCCACGCCGCGGCGCCCUGGGCGCUCUGGACAUCGGCCACGGCCGAUGACAUGGUGGGCGCGCUCAUGGGCGCCAACUUGUCCGUCUUCAUGCUCUGGCGCGUGCUCGCGCAUCCCAGGUUCAUCACGGAUCCUCACAUGGUUUGGCUGGACAUGUACUUCGGCGGGCGGCUGCACACGCUGCUCACGAGCGCCUCCAGCAACGUGGAUCCCAUGUUCAUGAGGAAACAUUUCAUGAUCUCGCUGGACAAUUUCACGAGUGGGCGUCUGCACACGAUGCUCACCAGUUCUUUCAGCCACAUGAACCUUAAGCACCUCUUCAACAACAUGGUCGGCCUCUACUUCUUCGGCUCAAGCGUAAGACGGACACUCACUCUUGUCACUCUGUCAUCUCUUCUGUUCUGUUGACGAUACAGAAAUGGAACCCAGGUUUGUUUGUCAGGCUGAAAUUGCAUAACUUUGGUUGAUAGGACUGAUUACUGAAUUAGCGUCGCAAUCUCUCAACCGGGGGUGGUCUUGGUUCAAUUCUAUCAGUUAAAUGUAGAAAUUUACUUGCAUUAACUUUGGUUCAUGUACUUGUCGAAGAUCAAUAACGCUUCCUUCAUCUGAAAAAGGAGUGAACUGGCUUUCCUGUAUGUAAUUAUUUGUUAUCUUUCCUGUAUUAGCACUCAGACCAACAUUAUACAUGAUCUAGGAGUUGCUGCAGUAGUAUAUGCUUCUGGAACAUGCCUUUUUGUUGGACUGGAAAUGUGUAAAUGCUGCACCUCUGAUAACUUACAUAUGAACACCGUGGUAACACUGAUCCUUGGGGAAAAUAAUAUUGAAAACAUAUCCCCGAUAAUUUUUGCGUAAAGAUCAUGAUAAUAUAUGCACCGCAUACCCAAUGACAUACGUAUAAACACUGUGGUAACUUUGAACCCGAGGCCAAAAAUUGUUGCAAAAACAUAUCCUUCAGUAGUUUCUGUGUAAAUAGUAUGGUACUAUACACGCCAUAAACUCAAUAACUUAGGUACAAAUACCAUGAUAAUCUUUUUCCCGCGGUAAAAAAGUUGUUAAAAAUAUACCCCCUCUAACUUAUGUGUAAGUACCUUGGUAACAUACACGCCACAUAUCUGAUAACUUACUCAAAAACACCAUGGUAACUUUUCACCCUUGAGGAAAAAAUUGUUGAAAACAUUCAUGGUAACUUUUCCGUGCAAAUAGCAUGAUAACAUACACACCGAUGACGUGAUAAUUUCAUUAGCCUAGGCGUGGUAGCUUUUGACUCUAAAAAAAGUCAUUGGAACAUACCAACAUGAGAUUGAUUUUUGAAGGUCUUAAUCGCGAUGAACUUUUUUAUGCAAAAUUAAAUUUUUGAAUAGGGCCGACAGUUUGAAUUACAAAACAUUUUUAAUUUUCAAAUAUAACCCCGGUAACUUAUAUGAAAAUAACACGAUGAUAUACGAAUGGAAUACCAGAUAAAUUACGUAGAAACACCAUGAUAACUUUGACCAAGGAGGGAAACAAGUUAAAAAACAUACCCCUCGUAACUUAUGUGAAAUAGCACGGUAAUAUACGAACCGCAUAUCCAAUAACUUACGUGCAAACAAUGCGGUAUUUUUUUUACCAAGGGGGGAGUUGUUGAAAAUUAUAACCCCAGUAUCUUAUAUGGACAUAGCACGAUAACUUGCAUACUACAGGCGUGGUAACAUAUGUAGUAGAGGCAUGAUAACUUCUGACCCGAGAAAACUCAUCGGAACAUACCAAUACGGGAUCUAGUUUUGAAGAUCUCGUCGUGACGAAUCUUUUAUGCGAAAACGGUUUCAUUGGACCGAUGGUUUGAGUUACAAAACAUUUAGAAUUUUCGAAAUAAAGAGAUUCUAUGAUGACAUCAGCUUGUUUGCCCUCUAGUGCAUACAUAAAUGUACACGUGAAGAAGCGUGUGAGAACCAUUUUUAUGUCUCGGUAACUUAUGUGAAAAUACCACGAUAACUUACAUACCACAGGUGUGCUAACUUGUGCAGUCCAAGCGUGAUAACUUUUGACCCGGGAAAAAGUUGUCGAAACAUAGCAACAUGGGAUCUAGUUUCGAAGAUCUUAUCGAGAUGAAUCUUUUAUGUGAUAACAGUUUUUGCAUCGGACCGACGGUUUGGGCUACAAAACAUUUUAAAUUUCAGAAUAAAGAGAAUUUAGCAUGAUAUCAUUUUUUUGUCCUCUAGUGCAUGUAUGUAAUUAGAGAGAAAAAUACACGAUGAAAGAAGAGAGUGAGUCAUGCUAAUGCAUGCAUGCAUGUAAUUAGAAGGAAAGAAAGAGGUGUGUGUGGCAGUUUUGCUAUCUGCCACACAUGUGCCAAAUAGUGCGGUCCUAUAUAUAUAUUGCAUUAUUUUCUUUUCCUUUUUUUCUAAAUUACAGUGAGUGGCAACUGGAUACGCAACCCGCAUUAAAUGGUUUGUUUAUGGGCAGCAGGUACAAGUACAACCACUGAAACUCCAAUGACCGCCAGGUACGGCGAGGCAAUCGAUGGAUACGAUCGAGCUGCCCUAUUUUAUAAGGAAAAGGCGUGUUAGUGCACUUUUCUUUUUCCAAAUUAGUAUAUAGUAGUCCUCAGUGGCAAUCGGUAACUUUUUUCUUAAAAGGCUGUCAUGACUAGCUUUGUUAAAAUCAAAUAAUUGUACAUUGUCUACGAGCUUGCUGACCAAGAUGUGAGGGGACGCAUUCAUCCAAACAAAAGGAGUAAAUUGUAUAAAACUACUAUAAUUCGGGUUAGGGUUCCAAAAAAUUACUGAAUUUUUAAUUUUCGUUGAGACCUACCAAAGUCGGGGUUGGCUGUUUCAAAAAACUCAAAUCCUCCGUUGCGAACAUUUUAAACCGGUUUAUGACAGGUAGGACCCGCUCCUAAACAAUCCGUUUGUUGCAGUUUUGUUAGACCGUUAUCUUACAUGUUGGACCCAUGUGUAAGUUAUCUCUUUUUCUGUCUUUUCUUCUCUCCCUCUGCUGCAGCCACGGUGUCGCUGUAGCAGGGCCGGCAAGGCAAGGAGGAGGAGCGACGGCGGCCGGAAACGAGGAGCAGCAGGGUCUGG
Molecule: messenger RNA, 3425 nt
Organism: Triticum aestivum (bread wheat)
Lineage: Eukaryota; Viridiplantae; Streptophyta; Magnoliopsida; Poales; Poaceae
Product: formin-like protein 18
Exons: 5
Coding region: 1-774 (257 amino acids)
Cellular component (GO): membrane
Molecular function (GO): serine-type endopeptidase activity
Source: RefSeq, a predicted model, not a curated record